AUGUCAAGUGGAACGGGGUCCGCGGGGAGGACCCGAGAAGGAGUGCCGAUCUGGGACGGAGAUCCUGGGACUUUUGUGGAGUUUUCAGAAGCAGUGAGACUCUAUGAGCAGGGCACGGCGCCGCACAAGCGGGCACAAGUGGGGCCCCGAGUGGCCGCAGAACUGACAGGAGCCGCGAGGAGAUUCAUAUCUGGCCAGGCACCAGACUGGCUCUCCCACUAUGGUGGAGCAGAGGCUUUGCUGAGCCAUCUGCGCCAAGGGCUAGGGAAGCCUCGAGUGUCAGAGGUCACGGAUCAUCUGACGCGGCUCUUCAAGUACAGCAAGCGAAAGGCCGGCGAUGGCGAGGAUGCCAAGGACCGGGACAAAGUCCACGACCUCGAGCCGAGGCGGAAAUGGUGGAGCGCCGAUGUGGGAGACACCCACAUGGAGCCGCCGCACCUCCAUGGAGAAUGUGGCAGAGGAAGAAGAGGCCGCCGACGAAGCGGCGGAGACCGACACGGCGGCGACGAGAACGUCAUGGGGUUGGCAGCCAGACAACUGGUGGAGUUACUCUCAGUCUUGGCAGGCUACGGCAGCACUGGCUACGGAUGGGGCUCCGGCUCAUGGCCAAGCUCAUCGACGAUCAACGUGAACGCUUCCACCUUGCCGGAACUCCUUCCGGACUUCGUGCAGGGGUGGCUGCUCCUGCAGGACGCAGGGCUUGAUGCGAAUGAGAGAGGACUAGUCCUCACGACCGUGGGAGAGGACUUCCGUGUGGCGACUGUGGCCAACGCCCUUCGAGCACAUUUUCCUGACGGCGACCUUCGAAGGCGAGAUGGCGGAAAGAAGCAGCUUGGCUAUUGGGGGAGUGUCGAGGACGAGUCCGACACCGAGGACUACGGGGACACCUUCCAGGCGGCCGAGGUGGCAGAGAACUUGAAUGACGAGGGCUUCGCCAUGUGGAAUGACGCGCAGGAUGAGAUUGCGGAGGCGAUGGCAGUGAUCGGGACCGCAAAGAGAACACUCAAGGAUGCGCGUGCUAAGCAGCACGCCGUGAAAAUGUCUCGCCAAUACUAUCGGGUGAGCGGAAAGGGCAGCGGAAAAUUCGGCAGUCAGCGCCGAACACCUGAUGACAGCAACCUGAUCUGCAUGGGGUGUGGCCGUAAGGGCCAUCGAGUGGCCAACUGCCCUAAUCCUCAGAAUCCUCCUUCAGCUCAGAUGGCCGAGAACGAGACGGCCUCUUUCAUCUGCUACUCGGAAGGACCUGCUGCACAGGAGACGGCCUAUGCCACGGGGAUCACUACACGUGAGGCGGUCCAGCAGGGGAAAGCGGUGAUGGACUGUGGGGCCACAAGGAGUAUCGGAUCAGUGCUGGCCCUCGAGAAGCUGAUGGAAAUGAACAUAGCACAGCACGGGGAGCCGCGAGUGAUCGAGGUGGAUCGCUCAGAUCGCCCGAUUUUCGGGUUCGGCAAUUCCUCGACGGAUCGAUGUGCUUCUACCGUGAAGAUGGGCAUCCAAGCGGGGAAUCGCCAAGGAGUUUUUCGGAUCCACGCGCUGAACAAAGGCGACGGCCCAAUCCUGAUGAGCAUAGAGGCAAUGACCAUGCUGGGCGCCCUCGUGGACUUUAGCGCCAACCUCGCGGUGUUCAGGAAGUUGGACCCGACCAAGCUUAUCCCGAUUGAGCGGUCCGCCACCGGCCAUAUGCUAGUGCCGCUGUCCGGUGAUCUUUUUAAGAAGGCUAUCCAGGCUGUACAGACCAUCCCAGGCCUGGAGAUUUUCGUGCCGAAGGAACAUGGGGAACAGGUUCCCAAGCAGUGGACCAAGGUGGAGCUCCUCCAGAGGAUCGAAGAGGUCACUGGCCGCGACCUCACCCGGGAGAAGAAGUCGAGCGCAACGGAGGCGUCGGAGUACCGUGUGCUGGUCCGCGACCUGAACCAGGCCUCACGGCGCAAGGCCGAGCUCCAGAAGUUCUGCGCCGAGCGGCUGAACAUGAAUGUGAACCACAACCUGACGAUUGCCCAGCUCCAGAAAGAUGCUAUGGCAGUCAUUGCGUCUCGGACGCCACCCGAGCCGGCCGAUUUCGUGGGAUUCGGCAAGCAUGCAAGUCUCUCCUAUGCCCUUGUGAAGGAAAAUCACCCCGAGUACUGCCGAUGGGUAGUGCAGACGGCCCGGGAAGGACAGUGCAACCCCAGGCUGUUGCGCCUGGCAGGGUGGUUGGAGAACGACGUGGAGAAGGUGCAGAGGGCCCAGAAGGAGAUUCGCGACGCCAAGACGAUCAGCGAGGCGAAGGGCAUGUUCGAGGGCUACCCAGUGUUGCAGGAACCGGUGACACCCAGAGGAUCAGCAUCGAGCAGCACGAUGGAAAGCGGGAGACGCCGAGUCGCCGUAGCACGAUCCAAGGCAGCCAGCCGGAAGGAGACCGAGACCGCGGACGAGGACGUGAAGAUCUCCAAGGACCAGUUGGCCGCGCUCAUCACCACGAUGGAGACUUUGAAGGACGAGGUGGCCAGUUUGAAAUGCGAGAGGCCCCGCAAGAAGGUGACGUCCGAGGAGAGCGAGGAUGUGAGCUUGAAGAGUAUGCUAGGAGACAAACGUGCUGUUUACGUUGCCUUGGGAGUGUACGCUUAUGGCAAUCACUACGGAAUCACGAACAGAUCCAUGCUGUUUCCGAGGUUGCGCAAGUACCUGAACCGUUUCAUGGAAAACUGGUCCGGAGGCCCCUUCUGUAAGUCGUCGUUGGUUGUUAGUUGGAACAACUUACUGCCUCUCCACCGAGACGCGAACAACGAUAGUGCCUACAAGAACCAUGUGAUAGGACUAGGAACAUAUCAACACGGGGAGCUGUGGCUCCAAAGCACGGACGGUGGAGCGCAACGCCGGCAGCUUCCUUCUGGAGAAUGGAUCCAAGGCGGGCUCCAUGAUAUUAAGGGCAAGGUGUUGAAGUUUUCUCCGACAUUGUGGCACCAGACGCAGAAGUGGAGUGGUGAGAGAUUCACGAUUGCGGCGUUUGUGUCACGAGGGUCACACUGUUUGAGUCAGGAACAGAGGGAAAGAGCGAAACAAUUAGGAUUCACCCUGCCUCCCGUGGCCCGUGGUAAAGCGGAAAUCCAACCUGCACAAGCCAUGACGGCGGAAACUCAGAGCAAGAAAGAAGACGAACUGAUCAUGAGACAGCUGUACAAGUUGCAUUCGGCUACUGGACAUGGAAGUGUUAAAACCAUGAUCGAUGCCCUAAAAAGGCGAGGAGCUCCCCAAAAGGUGCUGGAUGUGGCGAGCCGUUUUGUGUGUUCUGCAUGUCAAGAAAGGAAGCGACCGCCACCCCGACACUUAGCAUCCUUGGAGUUGUUGCCACCCCGAUGGCACACCAUUUCAGCUGAUGUGGGUCACUGGACUCACCCAAGGAGUGGAGAGAUCGUCCAGUUUCUGUUGAUCAUUGAUGAGGGUUCCCGUUUCAGAAUUGCCAAGGUGUUGAGCAAGGGAAGUAGGCAACAACCGUCUGCCGCGAACUGCUUGGAGUAUUUGAGGGAAGGAUGGAUUCAGGUGUUCGGACGACCCGACGUUCUUAGAUUGGACCCUGCGGGAUCAUUCAGAGGGCAACAGGUUGAGAAUUUCUGUGACAGACAUUCCAUAUUCUUGGACGUGAUACCUGCGGAUGCCCACUGGCAGAUUGGCGUGUGUGAACAGGCGGUUAAAGGGAUCAAACACGUGAUGGAAAGAGCCUGUGCGGGGGAUGAACAGUUGACCUCUGAAGAAGCUCUCUCCUUAGCCGUUGGAGUGUUCAAUAGCCGUGAACAGGUGCGGGGCUUCACCCCGAUCCAACAUGCAUUCGGCCGGAAUCCUGAUGUGACCGGACGUCUCAUAGCCCGUCCGGACCAGCUGCCCGAUGAACUAUUGGUGGAGAACGCCGUGGAUGACUUCGCCAGGGCGGCACAAAGCCGCGCAGAGGCGGAGAAGGCCUUAUGUGAUUGGCAGGCUAAGCAGCGCAUCAGCCGUGCUAUGAACUCUCGGAGUAGGCCGCAAGCUACGUACCACCCUGGGGAUUUGGUGUUCUUCUGGAGGACACAGGAAAGUGGAAAGAGCAGACGAGCUCCUGGCACCAGCCAUGGGCGAUUCCUGGGACCGGCACGCAUAUUGGCUACGGAGGGACGCCGAGAACCGGACGGCUCUCACCGUCCGGGCAGUGCCAUCUGGUUGGUACGAGGAAGGUCACUCUUGAAAUGUUGCCCGGAGCAACUAAGGCCAGCGUCACCUCGAGAAGAACUUCUGGAAGCACUGGCAGCUGGCCGUCAAGGCGAACAGACCCCGUGGACCUUCCAAAGGAUCGCUGAGGAGAUAGGUGGAACUCGCUAUGAAGACAUUACGGGAGAGAGACCAAGCCCCUCUGAGUGGCACCGGGCACAGGAUCCUAUGGAGGAGACACCUCCCACCAGGUUUCGAGUGAGAGGCAAGAGACCGGCACGUGAGCCGGAUGAGGAGCUUCUCAUGGACCUGGAGGAUGAGGAGGACGAGCCGUCCCAGCCAAGCCGACCGAGCCGGCCACGCACCACGGGCCCGCAGGGUCUGCAGACAGAGCGGCAGGAGGCUUGGUGGAGCAGACUGUCCGAUGAGAGCUUCCCGGAGGCAUCCAGUUUCUGGACGGAUGCUGAGGCAGCCGUCGAGGUGGCUAUUGACAUGCCAUCUACCAGUCGAGGAGUACAGGGAGCUUUGAAGAACUUAUCUGGAUACUUCGUGAGCGCGCUUAAGCGGAAGGCGAUUGAGGUCAGCGAGAAAAGACUGAAUGAAGGCGACCGGGCCUCUUUUCGGGAGGCCAAGGCAGUGGAGGUCAAGAACUUCGUGGCCUCACGAGCCUUCGAGGCCUUGCCGCCCGAGGUGAAACCGGACAAGUCACAGGCCAUGGGCAUGCGCUGGAUCCUGACUUGGAAGACCCGUGAAGACGGGAGUCAGAAGGCAAAGGCGCGAGCGGUCCUGUUAGGCUAUCAGGACCCUGCCUAUGCUCAUCGCUCUACAACUUCACCUGUUAUGACGCGUCAAACGCGUCAGAUGUUACUCCAGACAGCAGCUAUUCGUAAGUGGGCAGUCUACAAAGGAGACGUUUCCGGAGCUUUCCUUCAAGGCCGCGAUUACCCCGAUCAACUUCUGUGCAUCCCUUGCGACGAGAUAUGUGCUGCCAUGAACCUCGAGGCCGGGAGUGUAGUACGACUAAAGAAAGCCUGCUACGGCCUUGUUGACGCGCCACUGGAGUGGUACCGAACGGUUGCCGAGUUCCUCGAGGCACAGGGCAUGGAACGCAUGUGGUCGGACGCUUGCGCGUGGGUUCUCCGGAAGGAGGGCAAAGUUGUCGGUGUCAUCUCUGGACAUGUGGAUGAUUUCCUCUUUAGUGGCGAUGAGCAAGACGCUGACUGGCUGCACCUCAUUCAGGCCGUGAAAGAUCGGUUCCGCUGGGGUGAUUGGGAUAAGGAUACCUUCGUUCAGUGCGGUGUGCAAGUGACUCGAGAAGGAAACUCCUUUAAGCUUUCUCAAGCCGCCUACGUGGAAAGUAUUCCCGAGAUCAACGUGAGACUUUUGGGCGCCAUAAGUUGGCAUGCCCAACAAGUGCUAGCAACAGAGGUCCUGUCAAUCAAAGGAGCCGAGCGGAAAGCUAACCUAGAGCUCUUGAGCGUGAAAGAGGCACAGAUGCGCACUGAGCUACAAGUCCGUUGGGUCCAUUCGGAGGCGCAGCUCGGGAACUCGCUCACGAAGCAGAACGGGGGUCACGAGUUGGAGCUGUUCUACAAGAUGCGACAUGCUUGGCGGAUCGUUGAAGACCCAGCAAUGAGAUCAGCAAGAAAACGCAAAGCAGAUGGAGUACCUCCCCUGGCCAGCCAUGCAGACCAGUCACAGGUGGCAGUGGAAGAAAUUGAAUCAAUUACUGAAGAAGCGAUGUUCCAGGAUCAUGUCUAUGAUUUCUUUUGGUAG
Symbiodinium sp. CCMP2592 is the source of this 5934-nucleotide messenger RNA. Lineage: Eukaryota; Dinophyceae; Suessiales; Symbiodiniaceae. The record is from the annotation of a GenBank genome assembly.